AAACUUCAGGUAUUAUGUUUAAUUUCUUUAUUUUUUUUAUUACUUUUUAUUUUUUCUCUUUCCUUAUAUUUAUUUUUCUUUAUUUUGUGAUAGGAAAUGCUACUAACAAAAUUGUCAUAGGAUGGCAUGUUCAUCCAAGAUUAUAUAAUGAUGAUGAGACACACUUCUUUUCAUUAUGGACUUCGGAUAACUUCAAAUCAGGAUGCUACAAUAUGAUGUGCCCGGGUUUUAUUCAAACAGACCGUUCAUACUUUCUUGGCUCACGCUUAACUAAAACAACAAUGUAUGGAAGUGAAUAUACGGUUGAAUUGUCAAUUUCUCUUUUUCAGGAUGCAAAUUCUCAAAAUUGGUGGUUGAAGGUGGAAGAUAAGGCAAUUGGAUAUUUUCCGGCAUUGUUGUUUUCUAACUUGACGAAAGCGGAUCAAGUGGGAUGGGGUGGCAUAGCAAUGACUCCAGUUGGUGUUCCUAAGCCUCCAAUGGGAACAGGACAUUUUCCAGAUGAUGAUAGUCUAUUAAUACAUGCUUGUUAUUUAAGGGAUGUUGCAUUUCAAAAUGCAUCUAGACAAGAAGACUAUCCUCAGUUAUAUUCGACACAACUUUACCAAAAUGCGCCAUGCAAUUGCUACCAUGUUGGUAUUUACGAAUUUCCCGAAAAUUCCGAUCAAUUUGGAGGAUUUGCUGGAAGUUUCAUUCAAUUCGGAGGACCAGGUGGUGAUUGUGGAAAUGACAACUUUUUUAAAUUAUUUGGUUUAGUUUGUGUGAUUAUAAUAAUGGUGUUUGUGAUAAAUUUUUUUCUGAUAUGUCUAAGAGCAUACUUACACAAAUCAAGUGGUUCUUGUUGUGAUGUUGUCGCUGGGAAGUUAUAA
This is a messenger RNA of Vicia villosa (hairy vetch), 866 nucleotides long. Its product is annotated as protein neprosin-like. The transcript has 4 exons. The record is from RefSeq and is a predicted model, not a curated record. Lineage: Eukaryota; Viridiplantae; Streptophyta; Magnoliopsida; Fabales; Fabaceae. Bases 15 to 866 code for a protein of 283 amino acids.